Phasianus colchicus (ring-necked pheasant) is the source of this 2674-nucleotide messenger RNA. It is a transcript of the gene MAP2K3, whose product is annotated as mitogen-activated protein kinase kinase 3. NCBI's taxonomy places the organism in Eukaryota, Metazoa, Chordata, Aves, Galliformes, Phasianidae. The record is from RefSeq and is a predicted model, not a curated record. Gene Ontology annotation, biological process: MAPK cascade; protein phosphorylation. Gene Ontology annotation, molecular function: MAP kinase kinase activity; ATP binding.
CUGCUGGAACCCCCCCCCCUCGGUUUCCUGUUGACGUCACUGCUAUUUCACUGCUGCAGUUUGUACAACUGUUGGAGCUUUUGAGUGUAAUCGGAGUGGAGCCGCUGCCCUCGGCUCGCAGGGUCCCUGCACUGUGGGCUGCAUCCAGCCGUGCAGCCCUGCUGCAAGCUGAGCGCCCUGAGCCCGCUCCUGCCUGCUGCUCUCCCCACCUCCUCACCCCCCCCAGUGCUCCCCGCUGCCGGGUGUGUGCCGUUUCUGUUCUUCAUUUCUGGGAAGCCAUGGACAAGAAGCAAGAUUCCAAGGGAUCCCUGGAGCCACACAAACCAGUGAAGGGCAAGAAGAAGCUGAGGAUAACAUGUCCUCCCAUCAAGCAGCCCCCUGUCAACACCACGCCACCAAGGAACCUGGACUCCAGAACCUUCAUCACCAUUGGAGACAAAAACUUUGAGGUGGAAGCUGAUGACCUGGUGACUAUUUCAGAGCUGGGCCGGGGGGCCUAUGGUGUGGUGGAGAAAGUGAGGCAUGCUCAGAGUGGCACCAUCAUGGCUGUGAAGAGGAUUCGUGCCACAGUGAACACUCAGGAGCAGAAGAGGCUGUUGAUGGACUUGGAUAUCUCCAUGAGGACAGUUGACUGCUUCUACACUGUCACUUUCUAUGGAGCCCUAUUCCGAGAGGGUGACGUGUGGAUCUGCAUGGAGCUCAUGGACACUUCCUUGGAUAAAUUCUACAAGAAAGUACUGGAGAAGAAGAAAACCAUCCCAGAAGACAUUCUGGGGAAAAUGGCUGUGUCUAUUGUACGAGCUCUGGAGCAUCUGCACAGUAAACUGUCCGUAAUCCACAGAGAUGUGAAACCUUCCAAUGUGCUCAUCAACAAGGAGGGACAUGUGAAAAUGUGUGACUUUGGGAUCAGUGGCUACUUGGUGGACUCGGUGGCAAAGACAAUGGAUGCUGGCUGCAAACCUUACAUGGCUCCAGAAAGAAUAAAUCCUGAGCUGAACCAGAAGGGCUACAACGUGAAGUCGGAUGUCUGGAGUCUGGGGAUCACAAUGAUCGAGUUGGCCAUCCUCCGCUUCCCCUACGAGUCCUGGGGCACCCCGUUCCAGCAGCUCAAGCAGGUGGUGGAGGAGCCCUCACCCCAGCUGCCUGCUGAGCGCUUCUCCAAGGAGUUUGUGGACUUCACGGCACAGUGUUUAAGGAAGAACCCUGCUGAGCGAAUGAACUAUUUAGAACUUAUGGAGCAUCCCUUCUUCACCCUACACGACACCAAAGAGACUGACAUGGCCUCCUUCGUGACAGAGAUCCUCGGGGAUGACUCUUAACUGGAGCCCCACUGUUCCGUGCAGUCCCCGCAGCGGAGCAGAUGCGGACUUGAAUUCGUGAUGGUUUGCACAAAUUGUGUUUCUCAGCCCCCGGACAGCUCUGGGCACAGCCCCAUCGCAGCCUCUUUUCUCUUUGCCUGAAAUCUUCGAGGAAGAGCCUUAGAAGCCAACACCUUCACCCCUUCAAAUGCUGGGGACACAGGGAGGGGAUGGUGCCCAACCUUGGCAUGGUCUGUGGGGAACUUCUGCCUUUCUUCCCCUUUGCUGCCUGGGGCCGGCAAAGAGAAAAUGCUGCUGUGCUUCUCCCCCCUCCUUAUCUGCCCCUAGCCCCUCCCCCAGCAUUUCACCUGGUGCUCUGCCUCAUGUUCCUGAGCAGCACUGCAGGAGGCUGCAGGGCUCCAUGGCUACACCGCUGUCCCCGCACAAAGCCAUCCUGAUGACAUCUGGGUGACCCUUCAACACCACCCCAGGCCUGACAUCCCCUUCACUGCGUCAUCUACUGCUCCCCUGCAGAGGAAUAAAAGCAUAUUUCCCCCCCCAGUUCACCCCACCAUGAGCAGCAGCCCCUGUUCUCCUGCUUCUUCCACGGACCUUCUCCUCUCUGCUCACCCUGGGGCUGCAUGACACUGGGGGAGGUGGGGACGGUGAGCAUCUACCACCACUCCUCAUAGUGCAGGAGGAUGCUGCCCCACCUCUCCAUCCUCUUCCCCCUUUGGGGCUCAUGUAAGACCUCACACUGUGACCCCAUCACCGCCUCCAGCUGUGGCCACAGCCACCAUCUCAGCCCCAACCCCCCACAGCCCAGUGCAGGGGCUGCUGCCAGUUGUACAUUUUGUGUCUAUAUAUAAUGGACUUUGUAACAUGUUUCCGGGUUUUACUGCACUUGCUAUAAAUUAAAGCCCUUCUGUGUGGGUGGGAGGAGGGAGAAGCGCUUCCUUCUCCCCUAAAGAAUCUGCUGUGAGCCCCGCUGUGUUCCAUCCGUGUGUGGGACCACAGACCGAAUGCACCGCUGUGGGUUUUUUAUUUUUAAUAGAUUGAGUUUUCAGAAGGAUUUUUUUUCCUUUUCUAAUAUAUUUGUGUGUGUGCGUGUGCUAUAUAUAUAUUAUAUAUUUUUAAAUCGGUGAUGAUGGUGUGAAUGUCUAUGUGAGCAGCAGUUCUGCUGCCGUGACCAGCAGUUUUCUGGCUAGAUUUGGGGUAGUGGCUGAGGUUUCUAGAAGACAAGCUGCCCUAAGAUUAUUUCUUUUUUUUUAAGAAGAAAUGCAUCUAUUUUUUAAUCGAAUCUUUAAAAAACAAACAAAAAAAAACCACCCCAAAAUAAUGACCCGACACACUUUUCCUGAACUUCCUGCCCUGGA